Cuscuta campestris is the source of this 3340-nucleotide messenger RNA. NCBI's taxonomy places the organism in Eukaryota, Viridiplantae, Streptophyta, Magnoliopsida, Solanales, Convolvulaceae. The record is from the annotation of a GenBank genome assembly.
CCAUGGCCGGAAUUCAAGGAGCCAUGAUAGAUUCAUUUCCGAUUUCUGUGAGCGCUACUCGGGGCCGCGGCAUAUAUGGGGCUCCUUGCUUUGAAGAAAGGUACACAACUGAUAAAGUAUAGUAGGAAGGGGAAGCCAAAGUUGUGCCUUUUCAGACUUUCUCAGGAUGAGAAGACACUGAUCUGGUACUCACAUGGUUCAGAGAGGAAUCUAACCCUAGCUUCAGUUUCAAAAAUUAUUCCUGGGCAGAGAACACCUGUAUUUAAAAGAUUCCUUCGUCCAGAGAAAGACUACUUAUCUUUUUCCCUUAUCUACAACAACGGUGAAAGGUCGCUUGAUCUGAUUUGCAAGGACAACGAGGAAGUAGAGGCUUGGAUUGCUGGGUUGACAGCCUUGAUCCCGACUGGCCAAGCUUGCAGUAGACGUACUCGGAGUGAUAUUUCAGAUUUACACGAUUGUGGGUAUCCAUUUGGUGCAACAUUAGAGUUCACAUCUAGCAUUAGUCGAGACCGGAUCUCAACUGACUCCAGUUCACGCGAAACUUCUUUAUAUUUUCCAAGUUCAGAUGUUGGAUCAGAACGAUCAAAGAUGCAAGUAAGAGGCGGAGAUGGUUUUCGUAUUAGUGUCUCAAGCACUCCAAGUUGUUCAAGUGGAGGUUCUGGGGCAGAUGACAUAGAAUCUUUAGGUGAUGUUUAUCUUUGGGGGGAGGUUUGGUCUGACGGAACGGAAAUAGAUGCAUGUGGCAAUCCAAUUCCUAUAAAACAGGACAUUCUGACUCCUAAACCAUUGGAAUCCAAUGUGGUCAUUGAUGUUCACCAAAUUGCAUGUGGGGUUAGGCAUAUCGCCCUUGUCACGAGGCAAGGUGAGGUUUUUACGUGGGGAGAGGAAGCUGGAGGCCGGCUUGGCCAUGGAGUUGAAAAGGACUUUAGCCGGCCUCACCUGGUUGAGUUUCUGGCAGUUACGAGUGUUGAUUUUGUUGCGUGUGGUGAGCAUCACACUUGUGCAGUGUCCCAAUCCGGCGACUUAUACACAUGGGGCAAUGGCUCCCACAAUGCUGGGAUUCUUGGUCGGAGGACUGAUGUUAGUCAUUGGAUACCCAAGAGGGUUUCUGGGGCACUUGAAGGCCUUCAAGUUCUGUCUGUUGCGUGUGGAACGUGGCAUUUUGCUUUGGCUACUAUCAAUGGGAAACUAUUCACGUUUGGUGAUGGAACUUUUGGGGUCUUGGGGCAUGGUAACCGUGAAUCUGUUCCGUACCCAAAGGAAGUCCAGUCAUUGAAUGGGCUCAAAACGAUUAAAGUUGCAUGUGGCAUAUGGCACACUGUAGCAAUUGUUGAAGUCAAUAAUCAGUUUGGCACAACCAAUGCUGCCUCUAGAAAAUUAUUCACUUGGGGUGAUGGGGAUAAGAACCGGUUAGGUCAUGGAAACAAGGACCCCUAUCUAGUCCCUACUUGUGUAUCUGCUCUUAUAGACUAUAACAUCCACCAGAUAUCAUGUGGACAUAAUAUGACAAUUGCACUUACCACAUCAGGGCAUGUCUUCACAAUGGGUAGCAAUGCGUAUGGUCAGCUUGGGAAUCCGGAUUCUGAUGGGAAAGUACCAUGUCUCGUUCAGGACAAAUUGGUCGGCGAAUUUGUUGAGGAAAUAGCAUCUGGCGAUUUCCAUGUAGCUGUCUUGACUUCAAGAAGUGAGGUUUUCACGUGGGGAAGAGGUGCAAAUGGGAGAUUAGGCCAUGGUGAUUCUGAAGAUCGUAAUAUUCCCACUUUCGUUGAGGGGUUAAGAGACAGGCACGUGAAAAACAUUGCUUGCGGAUCGAAUUAUAGUGCAAGCAUUUGUAUUCACAAAUGGGUUUCCGGAGCAGAUCAGUCAGUUUGCACAGGUUGCCGGCAAGCAUUUGGUUUUACCCGAAAGCGACAUAACUGCUAUAACUGUGGGCUUGUUCAUUGUCAUGCUUGUAGUUCCAAAAAGGCUUUGAAAGCUGCAUUGGCUCCAACACCUGGGAAACCACACCGUGUUUGUGACUCGUGCUAUUUGAAACUAAAAAAGGCUUCUGAGGGGCAACCCUCACAUCAUUACACAAAAAUGACCGUUCCGUCUCGGCAGUUAGAUAGCGGCAGUAGAUCAGAUAGGCCGGAAGCUUCUAGGACUUCAAGGAUUCUCUUGUCCCCCACGGUGGAGCCUGCCAAGUAUUUUGAGGUCAGAUCUACAAAGCCCGGAACCAAAACAGAUUCUUAUAAUCUCAUGAGAGCUUCUCAAGUGCCUUCACUUUUGCAACUGAAAGACAUUGCUUUCCCAAGCUCGUUUGGCUCUCUUCCGUAUGGUAUGAAGCCACCUUCACAUUCAUCUCUAUCUCAGCAAUCUCCAUCCACCUCCAGGCCUGUUUCACCAUACUCGUCAAGAAGACCGAGUUCUCCACGGUCACCAGCUCCUGUGGUUUCAAGAGGUGUCAUUGAUGGUCUUAAGGCGACAAACGAGUUUUUGAAUCAAGAAGUCAACAAGCUUCAAAUCCAGGUGAGAAAUAUAAAGCAGAAGAGUGAUCUUCAGGAUACAGAAAUUCAGAAAAUGAAGAAAAAUGCAGAGAAAGCUGCUUCGCUUGCUACAGAGAGAUUAUACAAGUGUAACACUGCAAUUGAAACUAUCAAAUCAAUUAAUGCUCAGUUGAAGGAGGUGAGAGAGAAGCUGCCUUCUGACAUUGCCGAAACGAUCCCCAUCAGCUCCAUCCAGGCACAAGUAGAGUCCUUUCUGAAUAACGUCGAGCCUGAAUCCUCGUUAGUCACUUCAACAGGAGAUGCUUCUGCUCAAGCAGAUGAUGGUUAUGGGAUUCCACCACAUGAAAGCAAUGGAUCCUCCAUUCAGGAGGGCAUACACCAUCAUCAAUCAGGGGCACCUAGAGUAGUAGCAAGUGUUGGACAAAUGGAGGUCACUGAACAAUUUGAACCAGGUGUCCAUGUAACGUUCCUUCGACUUUCCAGUGGUGCCAAGAUCUUCAAGCGAGUUAGAUUCAGUAGACGAAGGUUCAAAGAGCAGGAGGCAGAAGAAUGGCUGAAAGAAAACCGAGAGAGAAUGCUGAGGAAGUACAACACGCCGCUGCCUCGGGCAUCUCCAGAGUCCUCUGUCAGUAUUCCAACCGAAGAAAACAAAGAAAGCACAGCUUGACGUUCGUAUAGAGAUUAAACUAAUACUUUAAUUUUAACCCCAUUUGUUUUUUUUCUUUUCCCACUUAAACUAGGAUUUUAACUAAAGCUGGGAAGAAAUAGAGAGAAAUAAUAGCUAGAGAAAAUAUGGUGGGUUUUCUGUGUUGUUUGGGUUGGAGAGAAAUGGAGAAUAAAUGUAGGUGUUCCUC